AUGGUCCAUCAUCUAGCCCUCAAGGAAGACGAUCUUCCUGUGAAGCAAAAGCUAAGAAAGACUCAUUCUGACAUGGCUAUGAAUAUAAAAGAGGAAAUACAAAAGCAUUUCAGCUCCUUGAAGGAUCUAUGGGGCCAACACUGUGAAACCGGAAGAAAGGAGAACACAAUAUACUACUUAAGCAAGAAGUUCACUAAUUGCGAGAGUAGGUAUUUGAUGCUUGAGAAGACCUAUUGUGCUCUUGCUUGGACUGCCAAACGCCUAAGACAAUAUAUGCUCACCCAUACGACGCUAUUAAUCUCCAAGAUGGAUCCCAUCAAGUACAUCUUUGAGAAGCCUUCUCUAACUGGUAGAGUGGCUCGUUCGAAAAUGGCUUUAAUUGAGUAUGACAUCCAACAUGUCACUCAAAAAGCUAUCAAAGGGAGUAUACUGCCAGACUAUCUUGCAUAUCAACCUUUAGAGGACUACCAGUAUAUGCACUUUGAGUUCCCUAAUGAGGAUGUUAUACUAAUAAGGGAUUGCAAUAUCCCUGUACCCGUGGAAGGACCAGAACCCGGAUCUCGGUGGACACUUGUGUUUGAUGGAGUUUCUAACGCUCAUGGUAAUGGCAUUGGGGAAGUCAUCACCUCCCCAACUAGAUUUCACUUGCCUUUCACUGCAAGGUUAUGCUUUAAAUGUACCAACAACAUGGAAGAGUACGAGGCUUGUAUCUUCGAUAUUGAAGUUGCGAUUGAUCUUAGAAUCAAAAUUCUUGAAGUCUACAAAGAUUCAACCUUGAUCAUUAGCCAAGUCAAAGGAUAUUGGGAAGCUCGAGAUCAUAAGCUAAUCCCUUACAAGGAGCACGUCCUGAAGCUGAUCCCAUACUUUGAUGAGAUUACAUUCCAUCACAUCCCUAGAGAAGAUAAUUAG
This is a messenger RNA of Lathyrus oleraceus (garden pea), 909 nucleotides long. RefSeq lists its product as uncharacterized. Bases 1 to 909 code for a protein of 302 amino acids. NCBI's taxonomy places the organism in Eukaryota, Viridiplantae, Streptophyta, Magnoliopsida, Fabales, Fabaceae. Gene Ontology annotation, molecular function: nucleic acid binding; RNA-DNA hybrid ribonuclease activity. The transcript has 2 exons. The record is from RefSeq and is a predicted model, not a curated record.